ACGUCAGUUUACAGUUGGCGUCAGAGCUAACGUCAAGUGAUAGUAUUUUUGAUCUCGAACUUUACAUGAAUAUAAUCAAUUGAGGAGCGUGUGCCGGUAAAAUUUACAUACAACAGCAUUUGUAUCCUGCUCUUAUAUUGUACAGUUUAUAAAAAAUAAUAGUUUUAAUAGUACUCAUGGCCGGACUAGAAUCGAUGAUUGUUGAAGAUAAAACUCAACCCCAGAAAGCAGUUGACCGUGAGAAGACAUGCCCAUUGUUACUGCGAGUGUUUUGCUCAACCGGUCGGCAUCAUUCAGCCAGCGAGUACAAUCACGGAAAUGUUCCUUCCAAUGAACUGCAGAUUUAUACUUGGAUGGACGCCACGCUGCGGGAGCUGACAACUUUAGUCCGUGAUGUGAAUCCGGAAACUCGACGCAAAGGUACGUACUUUGAUUUCGCCAUAGUUUCACCUGAUCGCGGUUCUCAGUACCGAAUGCGUGAAAUCGGAGUUACCUGCUCCGGUCAAAAGGGUGCGGAUGAUGGAAAAACCCUGUUUCAUGCUAAGUUCAAUAUUGGAGAUUAUAUGGAUAUCAAUAUCACUCCACCAAAUCGUAUGCCGCCGCCGUUGAGACGGCCUCGUCAUUACUAGGGUCGGCAGAAACCCGAUUUUCGUUGGGCCGGAAGCUCGACGAUCGGGAGAAAUAAAUAACAAUGCAUUUAACACGAGAAAGUUUUUCGCGAGAGUGGAGUUUGUUUCAAUUCUUUUCUUUUAAUUAGAAAGUUUAAGUCGUACAAUUAUAAUAAAUACAAUCCUAAUGACGAAAAUAGCACCCUGACGUGAAUCGAA
This is a messenger RNA of Wyeomyia smithii (pitcher-plant mosquito), 827 nucleotides long. RefSeq names its product histone deacetylase complex subunit SAP18 (gene Bin1). Gene Ontology annotation, cellular component: nucleus. The record is from RefSeq and is a predicted model, not a curated record. Bases 177 to 629 code for a protein of 150 amino acids. Gene Ontology annotation, molecular function: transcription factor binding; transcription corepressor activity. Lineage: Eukaryota; Metazoa; Arthropoda; Insecta; Diptera; Culicidae. Gene Ontology annotation, biological process: negative regulation of DNA-templated transcription. The transcript is spliced from 2 exons.